GGGGCAGACACGGUUUCUUAAACGGAGUGACGCGCCGGGCGGCCACAUCGGGCUUGGUGACUCAAGUGUCGUCGCUCACUCCUAGCGGACGCUGUCAGGUCUCUGUACUUCCAUUCCUGAAGGACCCACAGGAUGUUUUCCAAACUAGCAAGUUUGCAGUCUGUUGCUGCUCUGAGGCGAGGAAUCCAUGCCUCAGUCGCCUCUACUGCAUCUGUUGCAACUAAGAAGACAGUCCAAGGCCCACCAUCCUCUGAGUACAUUUUUGAACGGGAGUCUAAGUAUGGCGCACAUAAUUACCAUCCUUUACCUGUGGCCCUGGAGAGAGCAAAAGGCAUCUAUGUGUGGGAUGUAGAAGGCAGGCAGUACUUUGACUUCCUGAGCGCUUAUGGUGCUGUCAGCCAAGGGCACUGCCACCCCAAGAUCAUAAAUGCAAUGAAGAGUCAGGUGGACAAACUGACCUUAACGUCUCGUGCUUUCUAUAACAACGUCCUUGGUGAAUAUGAGGAGUACAUUACCAAGCUUUUCAACUACCACAAAGUUCUUCCAAUGAAUACAGGAGUGGAGGCUGGAGAGACUGCCUGUAAGCUUGCUCGUCGUUGGGGCUACACCGUGAAAGGCAUCCAGAAAUACAAAGCAAAGAUUGUUUUUGCUGAUGGAAACUUUUGGGGUCGAACAUUGUCUGCAAUCUCCAGUUCCACAGACCCGACCAGUUAUGAAGGCUUUGGACCUUUCAUGCCAGGCUUUGAAACGAUCCCAUAUAACGAUCUGCCUGCACUGGAGCGUGCUCUUCAGGAUCCCAAUGUUGCUGCCUUCAUGGUGGAGCCCAUCCAGGGUGAAGCAGGUGUUAUCGUUCCAGAUCCAGGAUACCUGACGGGGGUUCGAGAACUCUGCACCAGGCACCAGGUCCUGUUUAUUGCUGAUGAAAUACAGACAGGGUUGUCGAGAACUGGUAGAUGGCUGGCUGUGGAUCAUGAGAACGUCAGACCUGACAUAGUUCUUCUCGGGAAGGCCCUUUCUGGUGGCUUAUACCCUGUGUCUGCAGUGCUGUGUGAUGACGAGAUAAUGCUGACCAUUAAACCAGGAGAACACGGCUCCACCUACGGCGGCAAUCCACUCGGCUGCCGAAUCGCCAUUGCAGCUCUUGAGGUUUUAGAAGAAGAGAAUCUUGCUGAAAAUGCAGACAAGAUGGGCGCCAUCUUGAGAAAGGAGCUCAUGAAGCUGCCCUCUGAUGUUGUGACUUGUGUAAGAGGGAAAGGAUUGCUGAAUGCCAUCGUCAUCAGAGAAACCAAAGACUGUGACGCGUGGAAGGUGUGCCUGCGACUCCGAGAUAAUGGGCUCCUGGCCAAGCCAACCCAUGGCGACAUCAUCAGGUUAGCCCCUCCGCUUGUGAUCAAGGAGGACGAGAUCCGGGAGUCAGUGGAAAUCAUUAACAAGACCAUCUUGUCCUUCUGAGAGUAAGAACUGCGCAGUGGCCCCUGGGAGUCAUUUUCAGACGGGCUUCUUGUGAAGCUCUGCUCACAGCGGCCAGCUCCCACUUGUCUGUCUCUUUAAAGACUUUUUUUGGAUACAUAUGUAUAUUUUUCAGUUGAUGCAUAGUGGAGUGACACUUAGGAACUGCAGUGGUCGUGUGCCAGAGGAGCGAGAGUGAGUGGCAUCUCUCUCAAGUGUUGACUGUGGGAACUAUCUAAGGGGAAGGAAGCGCCGCCAUCUGUACCCAGCCUUCAGACCCAGUCCUGCAGUCGUUGAUAUACAUUUUUAUAAUUUCCUUGCUGGUGUGAAUGUUUUGUAUUCAAAAGUUAUUUCUACGUAAGAGACUCACUUAACAUCAUGCAGUUGAAUUGUUAUAAUCAAUGAAUAUUAAAAUGAUUGAAGGUUAAGCCUAUGUUAAAAUACUAGUUUCAAGUAAACUUUGCAUUGGCCAAUACCAGAAUGUAUUGUAUAGAUUCUGAGAAUUCAUUCCUAAAAUUUCACUUAAAGUGCUUGACUGCAAUUUGUAAAACAUUUAUUUUCAGUAUUUCUUUGAAUAAAGCUCGAUUUUUCUUUUUACCCCAACAGAGUAUUUUGUAUUUCCAUAUUGGUAAUAAUCAGUGUAUUUCACCCUUAUGACUGGCAUUUCAUUUCCUCUUGAGACCACUCACUGGGUGUGUUUCAGGCUUUUCCUUCUAAAUAAAGCUAUGAUUAGUUCAUAUCUGUA
This is a messenger RNA of Peromyscus leucopus (white-footed mouse), 2194 nucleotides long. It is a transcript of the gene Oat, whose product is annotated as ornithine aminotransferase. Bases 133 to 1452 code for a protein of 439 amino acids. Gene Ontology annotation, cellular component: cytoplasm. The transcript is spliced from 10 exons. The record is from RefSeq and is a predicted model, not a curated record. Lineage: Eukaryota; Metazoa; Chordata; Mammalia; Rodentia; Cricetidae. Gene Ontology annotation, molecular function: L-ornithine transaminase activity; identical protein binding; pyridoxal phosphate binding.